AGUAUUUUUUGAUGUAAUUCUUAAACAUUCACUGCAGGUUUUUGUCACAAGUUCUAGAAUCAUUCUGUGGAACCUGAAAUUUCAUUCGAUGAUAUUUCUAACUGACAAGGGGGCAUUCUUAGGUGAAGAAUUGAACUUGUAGGUGCAGAAUUGUAAAUUGAAGGCAAUGCAAGCAAUUUCCGAGCAGGAGUUGAAAAAGUAUAUUGGGAUCAUAUUACUGAGUUCUCAAGUUUCUUAGGUGAAGGACACUCUUAAAUGCAAAUUGAAGGCAACACAACCAAUGCUAAAGAAGGAAAGCAUAUAGGGAUCAUCAUACAUGGUUCAUGAUUCAUGACUCGCUGACUGAAGCGACGUUUAGAAUCUGGGGAAUAAAAAGGUUUUGCUCAUGGCAUGGAGGAAAAUUCUCUACUCAUUGCUUUUUUACAUUACAGUGGUAGAGUCUUCAAGUCGAUCAUGGAAAAUGGGGUCCCUCCACCUGGGGGAAGAAUCAAACUUACCACUCAGCUGGCCAAUUCUCAGUGCAGGAGUAUUUGUGGUUGUUGCACUUGUGCUGUCCCUGUUUCUAAUUUUUGAGCAUAUAGCUGCCUACAAUCAGCCUGAGGAGCAAAAAUUUCUAAUUGGGCUCAUUCUGAUGGUCCCCGUUUAUGCGUCAGAAUCGUUCUUGUCAUUAUUGGAUCCAAAUUCAGCAUUCAUCUUUGAAAUUAUGCGGGACUGUUAUGAGGCAUUUGCUUUGUAUUGCUUUGAGAGGUAUCUGAUAGCCUGCUUAGGUGGCGAGGACAAUACUAUUAAGUUCAUGGAAACACACGCUCAAAUCAAUUCUAGCACCCCUCUUUUGGAAUCUGCAUAUUUUGAUGGAGCUGUGAAACAUCCAUUUCCAUUGAAUUUCUUUAUAAAGCAGUGGUAUCUUGGUCCUGACUUCUACUAUGCUGUAAAAAUUGGCAUUGUUCAAUAUAUGAUACUGAAGAUGAUCUGUGCAUUAUUAGCUAUCAUUUUUGAAUUGUUUGGGGUUUAUGGAGAAGGAAAGUUUGACUGGAGAUAUGGCUAUCCAUAUCUGGCAGUUGUCCUGAAUUUUAGUCAGACAUGGGCUCUGUAUUGUCUUGUACAGUUCUACUCUGUCACAAAAUUGAAAUUGGAACCGAUCAAACCCCUAGCUAAGUUUCUGGUAUUCAAGUCAAUAGUGUUUUUAACAUGGUGGCAGGGUGUUGCUGUUGCAUUUCUCUUUUCAAUGGGAGCUUUUAAAGGGUCUUUGGCUCAAGAGUUGAAAACAGGCAUUCAGGACUACAUCAUUUGUAUUGAGAUGGGUAUUGCUGCUAUCGUGCACCAUUAUGUUUUCCCGGCUAAACCUUACGAGCGUGGAGAAAGAUGUGUUCGUAAUGUAGCUGUAAUGGAUGACUAUGCAUCACUAGGAACACCCCCAGAUCCAGAGGAGGUUCGAGACAGUGGAAGGUUUACUAGGAUGCGCCUUGCCCGCCAUGCUGAUAGAGAAAACCGAUUGACUUUUCCGCAAAGUGUUCGUGAUGUGGUGCUUGGUAGCGGUGAAAUUAUUGUUGAUGACAUGAAGUAUACUGUUUCCCAUGUAGUGGAACCAGUUGAGAGAGGACUUGCAAAAAUAAACGAAACCUUCCAUCAGAUAUCUGAAAAUGUAAAACGGCAUGAGAAGCGAAAGAAAAACUUUAGGGAUGAUAAUUACCUUAUCCCAUUGAAUUCAUGGACCAAGGAAUUUUCAGAAGUCCGUGAUUCUCUUCUUCAAGGUAGUGUCAGUGACAGUGGAUUGGCUAGUGGGAAGAGAUUUAACCAAAACAAAACCACAGCUCAUCAUAUCGAUUAGGUAGAUGAAAUUCAUAGCUAUCAAUAUAAAUUUUUUGAUGGCAACAUUGAGAUUUGAAUGGACAUAUUUGCAUGCCUUAACACAAUAAUCUCAAUGGCAUCAACAUUGUCUCAGGAGGUUGAAGGUGGUGGGAAGCUUAUGACUACAACUUUUCAUCACUGAAAAUGUAUAGAAGCCUCCAACUGUACUACUGGCAGAAUCUCACUUUAGUUUUGUUGUGAGAGAGUAAUUCAAUUUCCAGCAUUUUGAACAGGACCAACAGGUGCUGCCAUAUGCCUGGUUAGAUAAUUCACUGAUGAGAAGAAAAGGUUUAAUUGUCAAAACCAAAGACAUUACUAUGUAGUAUGUACAUUGCAUGUAAUCUCCAACUUAGAAGCUUAAUUCUUGUACACGUAUGUUUUCACCUGGUGCUUUGGUCCAAGAGAAAAACACCUUUAAGUCGGCGUUCUAUUUGUUGGCAUUUGUCUUAUAAUAGUAAAACUUUUCU
Telopea speciosissima is the source of this 2315-nucleotide messenger RNA. RefSeq names its product protein LAZ1 homolog 1. Lineage: Eukaryota; Viridiplantae; Streptophyta; Magnoliopsida; Proteales; Proteaceae. Bases 386 to 1828 code for a protein of 480 amino acids. Gene Ontology annotation, biological process: transport. The transcript has 10 exons. Gene Ontology annotation, molecular function: transporter activity. The record is from RefSeq and is a predicted model, not a curated record.